AUGGAGAGGCGGGUAAUUGAUCUAAUUGGGAUCAACUACAUCGAGGGUCACGAAGCGGUUCCUGACAAUGUGCCAUUGGAAGAGUGUUUGGAGAAGACAGCGAGGUGCAGGUCAGCACAGGCUUUGAAGAGGAAGCGGGCGGAGGAAGAGAGCGAUGUCCAGAAAAAAUUUCUGGAAGUCGCUGAGAAGCAAGCAGAUGCCAUGAAGAUGCUGGCUGAAAACUCUUCCAGACAAACGGAUGUUUUGAAGAUGCUGGCUGAAAAUACCGCAAGGCAGACGGAGGCGACGCUUGCAAUGGCGCAGUCUAUGACCGUCCUUAGCGAAGGUAUGAAAGCCUGUGCCGAGGGUUUUAACCGACUCGCGAGUACUCUCGGCAACUCAUAAAUAAUAUUAAUAGUUUAGGUUUUAAGAAAUGUAAAUAUUAGUUUUAAGUUAAGUUUUACUUAACACUUUACAGCAAAAGUCUGCA
Molecule: messenger RNA, 469 nt
Organism: Rhagoletis pomonella (apple maggot)
Lineage: Eukaryota; Metazoa; Arthropoda; Insecta; Diptera; Tephritidae
Exons: 4
Coding region: 1-384 (127 amino acids)
Source: RefSeq, a predicted model, not a curated record